Molecule: messenger RNA, 1125 nt
Organism: Vicia villosa (hairy vetch)
Lineage: Eukaryota; Viridiplantae; Streptophyta; Magnoliopsida; Fabales; Fabaceae
Product: ras-related protein RABA1f-like
Exons: 2
Coding region: 268-921 (217 amino acids)
Cellular component (GO): endosome
Molecular function (GO): GTPase activity; GTP binding
Source: RefSeq, a predicted model, not a curated record
AGGUUACCCUUACGACAAUUCCCAAAACCAAACACAAAAACUACCAACAAAAAACCUUCCGCAUAACAAAACACACACAUUGCUGUUUCAUUCAAUUAUUACCUUCACGCUCUGUUUUUCCUUUUUCUCUCUUAACGUUAUUCCAAAUCUGAUGAUUAUUAACAUAUUCAAAUCUCAGCAACCCAUUUGAAUCUCAAAGAUCAAAAUCAUUUUUUUUCUUCAUUUUCUCUGGCCAAACACCAUUGAGAAAAAAAGGGUGUGUGGCAAAUGGGGGCGUAUAGAGCUGAUGAUGAUUAUGAUUAUCUGUUUAAGGUUGUUCUGAUCGGUGAUUCUGGUGUUGGAAAAUCCAACCUUUUGUCUAGAUUCACCAAAAAUGAAUUUAGCCUUGAAUCUAAAUCCACCAUUGGUGUUGAGUUCGCUACCAGAAGCAUUAAGGUUGAUGAUAAGGUUAUCAAGGCUCAGAUUUGGGAUACUGCUGGCCAAGAAAGGUAUCGAGCGAUUACGAGUGCAUACUAUAGAGGAGCUGUUGGUGCAUUACUGGUCUAUGAUGUUACACGCCAUGUUACAUUUGAGAAUGUGGAGAGAUGGUUGAAGGAGCUGAGAGACCACACGGACGCCAACAUUGUCGUGAUGCUUGUUGGUAACAAAGCUGACUUGCGUCAUUUGCGGGCGGUUUCAACUGAAGAUUCAACAGCUUUUGCAGAGAGGGAGAACACGUUUUUCAUGGAAACGUCUGCGCUCGAGUCGUUGAACGUUGAAAAUGCUUUCACUGAAGUGCUGACACAGAUCUACCGUGUUGUGAGCAAGAAAGCCCUUGAGAUCGGGGAUGAUCCAGCAGCGCUACCGAAAGGACAGACAAUUGAUGUUGGAUCUCGGGAUGAUGUGUCCGCUGUGAAGAAAUCUGGAUGCUGCUCUUCUUGAGCUUGCAGUAAAAUUUUCUGUAUUUUUUUUUUACUGUAAACCUAUGCCAUGUUUAUAUUUUUAGGAGUGAUGCUAACUUUCGGCAUUGGUCUGUAGCAAAAUCUGUUCAAUAUUAGUUAGAUGUUCAGGAAACAGGCACUUUCAUUUUUCUUGGUUCAUCUUUCUGUUGAAGCUAUUCAUUUAUCUAAUUUCAGGUUUAUUGAA